Messenger RNA from Selaginella moellendorffii, 1244 nucleotides. Its product is annotated as soluble inorganic pyrophosphatase 6, chloroplastic. The coding region runs from base 28 to 981 and encodes 317 amino acids. The record is from RefSeq and is a predicted model, not a curated record. Gene Ontology annotation, biological process: phosphate-containing compound metabolic process. Gene Ontology annotation, cellular component: cytoplasm. The transcript has a single exon. Gene Ontology annotation, molecular function: inorganic diphosphate phosphatase activity; magnesium ion binding. NCBI's taxonomy places the organism in Eukaryota, Viridiplantae, Streptophyta, Lycopodiopsida, Selaginellales, Selaginellaceae.
CUCCAAUCCAAUUUGAGUGGCGAGGCUAUGGCGGCUCUCCGUGUGACUGGUGCCGGGGCGUCACUCCAGCUCCCAUUCGUCUCUUCCAGGUACAAUGCGGGCAUCGCAAUUGGCGCGGCAAGGGUCGGCUUCCUCAAGCCGUCGCAGCACGCUCUCUCGUCCAAGCAGCUCCUCCCUCGCCGUGGAUCGGCGAUUUCCAGGGCGCUGGAGCAGUCCGUCAAGGAUGUCGAUCAAGGCAAGGGCCAGCAGCAGAGCUCGGAUUACCAGGUGCGCGAGCAGGGCGAGGCCCAGAGCAUGGGCUACAGGGCAUUCUUGCUUGGGGCAAACGGCAAGACCUUGUCGCCAUGGCACGACGUCCCGCUGAAAUCCCCGCUUGGCGGCGGCGAGAUCUUCCACUUCGUGGUGGAAAUCCCCAAGGAGUCCAGCGCCAAGAUGGAAGUGGCCACUGACGAGCCCUUCACGCCGAUCAAGCAGGACAUCAAGAAGGGCAAGCUCCGGUUCUAUCCCUACAACAUCCGCUGGAACUAUGGCCUCCUCCCGCAAACCUGGGAGGAUCCAAACCACGCCAACCCGGAAGUGGAGGGCGCGCUGGGAGACAACGACCCCGUGGACGUGGUGGAGAUUGGCGAGCGCAGGGCGGGGCUGGGCGAGAUCCUGCGCGUCAAGCCAGUGGCUGUUCUCGCCAUGAUCGACGAGGGGGAGCUGGACUGGAAGGUGAUCGCCAUCUCGGUGGACGAUCCCAAGGCGGCGCUUGUGAAUGACGAGAGCGACGUGGAGUACUACUUCCCGGGGACGCUCACGGAGAUCCGGGACUGGUUCCGGGAUUACAAGGUCCCGGAUGGGAAGCCGCAGAACCGAUUCGGGCUGGGGAACAAGGCCGCCGGGAAGGAUUACGCGCUCAAGGUGAUCCAAGAGACGCACCAAGCGUGGGUGAAGCUUGUGACCAGGUCUGUUCCCGCGGGUGAUCUAUCGCUCACGUGAAAAAAUACAACUAGAUGAUUUGUUUGCUAUCGGACGAUUAGAUGACUGCUUGGAGCGAGUAUGCUUGCUCGAUCGGCUGCUAGAUCUGCCGCUUUGUCGUGGAAAUCCCCAAGGAAUCCAGCGCCAAGAUGAAAGUGGCCCAGAGCAUCCGAUUCGAGAGAAUCGGCCACCACCAUUUGCGAUUUCUCUAUAAUUUUAGGAUUAGUAUAGGAAAUGAUGACCCGGAAUUUUUAUUGAAAUGCUUUGGUUAGAUGUGAUCUUUA